AGUGGCAGUGGAUUCAACAAAGAAGCGAUGAUGCGUCUGACUGAUCAAGGCCUGAUGUUGGGGAGCCUGCUGCUUGUCUCCCUGUGUGUUGGGGCAGCAGCCAUGUUUGACAGCAAACAGCUGGACAACCACUGGGACCUGUGGAAGAAGACCCAUGGGAAGACAUACCAGAAUGAUGUGGAGAAUAUACACCACAGGAAAUUUUGGGAGAAGAAUCUGAUGCUCAUCACCAUGCACAACCUGGAGGCCUCCAUGGGGCUUCACAGCUAUGAAAUGGGCAUGAACUUCAUGGGAGACAUGACGCCAGAGGAGAUCCAGCAGUUCUUUGGUGGGCUCACUCCUCCCACUCACCUCAAGAGGGCGCCAUCUCCUUUUCUGGGCACUUCAGGCGCUGAUGUACUAGACACCAUGGACUGGAGAGAGAGGGGCUGUGUCACCAGUGUCAAGGAUCAGGGUCGUUGUGCCUCCUGUUGGGCCUUCGGUGCUGUUGGCGCCUUGGAGGGUCAGUUAGCCAGGACAACAGGGAAGCUGGUAGACCUCAGCCCCCAAAACCUGAUAGACUGUUCAUGGGAAUACGGCAACAACGGCUGCAAUGGUGGCAACGAGCUAAAAGCCUUUGAGUACGUCAUGGAUGAGGGCAUCGAGUCUGUGGCUUCAUACCCCUACAAAGGAAGUGAAGGACAGUGCCGCCACAACCCCAUGAACCGUGCUGCCAACUGCUCUGAUUAUAUCCUCCUGCCUGAGGGGGACGAGGAGGAGCUGAAAAAGGCAGUUGGCACCAUUGGACCUCUUUCAGUGGCGAUUCACGCAGGGCAGUCCUCAUUUCAGUUCUACAAGAGUGGAGUGUAUGAUGACCCGACCUGCGCUCAGAAGGUGAACCAUGCAGUGUUAGCUGUGGGCUACGGCACAGUAGAUGGACAAGACUACUGGCUGGUGAAGAACAGCUGGGGAACUAGAUAUGGAGAAGAGGGCUACAUCCGGAUGUCACGCAACAAGAACAACCAGUGUGGCAUCGCUCUAUAUGCCAGCUACCCCGUCAUGUAGCUGCAGAGGAAACCAAACUGA
Scomber scombrus (Atlantic mackerel) is the source of this 1065-nucleotide messenger RNA. Its product is annotated as cathepsin S-like. The record is from RefSeq and is a predicted model, not a curated record. Gene Ontology annotation, biological process: immune response. Gene Ontology annotation, cellular component: lysosome. The transcript has 8 exons. NCBI's taxonomy places the organism in Eukaryota, Metazoa, Chordata, Actinopteri, Scombriformes, Scombridae. Gene Ontology annotation, molecular function: cysteine-type endopeptidase activity. Bases 28 to 1044 code for a protein of 338 amino acids.